AUGGUGUUGUUUGGUCGGCGAACAGAUGCCGGCCUGACCGACUGGUUCUGCGGCGGUGUACUUAUCACGGACCGGCACGUGCUCACGGCCGCCCAUUGCCUACGGCCCGAGCAGGCCUCCACCGUAGUGGCCCACAUCGGCGACCACGACCUGACCACCUCGUGGGACGUCGAACACCAGGAGCGCAACAUCUCCAGCAUUGUGCGGCACCCACAGUACCACGCGUCGCAGAACGACCUGGCGGUAGUUCGGCUGCAGUCGCCGGUGCAGCUGACGGACGCCGUGCGGCCCAUCUGCCUGCCGCCGGCCGGCACGCAGCACCACGGCCAGGACGCCGAGAUAGCCGGCUGGGGCGUCCUCGAGUUCGGCGGCCAGCCAUCUGACCUGCUGCAAGAGGUACUGCUGUGCGUGGUCAACGAGACCGCCUGCGAGAACGCUUACCGCCAAACGGCGCAGUUCGAGUGGAUAUUUCCAGGCGGCUUCCAGGGCACCAAGAUAUGCGCCAGCAGCGGGGACGACAAGCCGCGGGACGCGUGCCGGGGAGAUUCGGGAGGUCCACUCAUGGUUCAGCUGCCCGACGGCUCCUACCAGCUGAUCGGUAUCAUCUCCACCGGUGUUGGAUGUGGCAACGCCAACUUUCCCGGCAUCUACACCAAGGUGUCCUCAUACAUCGACUGGAUCCUCGACAGCCUCGAUGCCACACAGUAGCAUUGUGUAUUAGUAGCACUGAGUACAUUGGUGUUUCUCUCUUCGAAACACCAAUGUACUCAACUUGAUGAUCAGUGUCUACUUGCGGAUAACCACUGACCUUGCAGCGGUAUCCAAAUUAAAAAUUUACAAGGCUGAUGGCUGAUGCCAAACU
Molecule: messenger RNA, 862 nt
Organism: Pollicipes pollicipes
Lineage: Eukaryota; Metazoa; Arthropoda; Thecostraca; Pollicipedomorpha; Pollicipedidae
Product: proclotting enzyme-like
Exons: 1
Coding region: 1-708 (235 amino acids)
Biological process (GO): proteolysis
Molecular function (GO): serine-type endopeptidase activity
Source: RefSeq, a predicted model, not a curated record